Messenger RNA from Emys orbicularis (European pond turtle), 1440 nucleotides. Its product is annotated as zinc finger protein RFP-like. The coding region runs from base 1 to 1440 and encodes 479 amino acids. Gene Ontology annotation, molecular function: zinc ion binding; protein binding; ubiquitin protein ligase activity. Gene Ontology annotation, biological process: protein ubiquitination. Lineage: Eukaryota; Metazoa; Chordata; Testudines; Emydidae. Gene Ontology annotation, cellular component: cytoplasm. The transcript has 7 exons. The record is from RefSeq and is a predicted model, not a curated record.
AUGGCUGCUGCCGAUCCAGCAAAAACUUUUGAGGACGAAGCUUCUUGUCCCAUCUGCCUGGAGUAUUUUAAUGAUCCGGUGACUCUAGACUGCGGGCACAAUUUCUGCCGAGCCUGCAUCACCCAGUGCUGGGGGGGAUUGGAUACAGAUGUCUUCUGCCCCUGCUGCAUGGAGAUCUUUCCCCAGGGGAACUUCCGAGCCAACAGGCAGCUGGGGACUCUCGUAGACCUAAUCAUCGGACAGCUGAAGGAUGAGCAACAACAGGCCAAGCUGGGAGGGGAGACGGUGUGCGGGAAACACCAGGAGGCUCUGAAACUGUUCUGCGAGGAGGAUCAAACCCCCAUCUGCGUGGUGUGUGACAGAUCCAGGGAGCACAGAGCUCACACUGUAGUUCCCAUUCAAGAGGCUGCCCAGGAGUACAAGGAGCAAAUCUGGAGGCGGAUGGAUGUUCUGGAGAAGGGGAGAGAAGAGAUUCUGGCUCUCAUAGCGUGUGAGGAAGAGCAAAGCCAGGAACUGCUGAGACAAAUAGAAAUUGACAGGGAGACGAUGGAGUAUCGAUUUGAGAAACUGCACAAGUUUCUGCAAGAACAAGAGCGCCUCUUGCUGGCCUGGCUGGACGAGCUGGAGAAAGAGGUCACCGCCAGAAAGGAUGAAAACGUCUGCCGACUCACCGAGGAGGUUUCCCGUCUCAACACCCUGAUCGGGCAGAUGGAGGAGAAGUGCGAGCAGCCCGCGAGUGAAUUCAUGCAGGAUGUCAGAAGCACUUUGAGCAGAUGUGAGAUGGGCACAUUCCAGGCUCCAGCGCCUGCUUCUCCUGAACCUAAAUGGAGACUCUGGUUGUUUUCUCAAAAUUUCGCUUUCCUCCAGGAUGCGCUGAGGAAGCUGAAAGUGAAUCUGUUGCCUGAACCAAAACCGGACAGAGCUGAAGUGACUCUGGAUCCAGACACGGCAAAUCCCUGGCUCGCCGUGUCCGCGGAUGGCAAAAGUGUGCACUGGGGAGUCGCCCGGCAGGAUCUGCCCGACCAUCCCGAGAGAUUUGACCCUGCUCCCUGCGUGCUGGCCUCUGAGGGCUUUGCCUCUGGGAGGCAUUCCUGGGAGGUGGAAGUUGGAGAAGGGGCAGUCUGGGUCGUGGGAGUAGCCCUGGAGCCUGUUAAGAGGAAAGGAGUGAGCACAUUUACACCAGAGCAGAGGAUCUGGGCCGUGCGGAAAUACUGGGAACAGCAUUGGGCGCUCACCUGCCCUGAAACUCCUUUGUAUCUACAUGGGGUCCCUAGGAGGAUCCGGAUUUAUGUGGACUAUGAAGGGGGGUUGGUGGCGUUUUAUGAUGCUGGCAAUGAGGCCCCGAUCUUCACUUUCCCACCAGCCCCUUUUGUUGGGGAGAAAAUCCGCCCUUUCUUUGAGCUGCUGAGUACAGGCUCCCAGAUCAAACUGUGCCCCUGA